Messenger RNA from Cylicocyclus nassatus, 1276 nucleotides. Lineage: Eukaryota; Metazoa; Nematoda; Chromadorea; Rhabditida; Strongylidae. The record is from the annotation of a GenBank genome assembly.
CUUCAUCAUCAAGCGGCGGAUGACAACACAUAAAGAAGAGCGAAAGGAUGUGCCCCACCUUCUAACUAACGGAGAAGUUAUUGAUGUCUAUACAGUCGGCCGUCUCAUUAGUAUAGGAGGAUUUGGACAGGUUUAUACUUGUUUCCAUCAACUGACACAUGAACGCGUUGCUAUAAAAGUUGAAGCGAUGGCGGCUAAGAUGCCUUUGUUGCGAAACGAGGCGGUUUGUCUACAUUAUCUUAAUGGCAUACACAACCCACACGGUGAUGAACCACGAGAGCCUAUACUUCGUUUUAUUAGUUACGGACUUACAGAUAAACUCAAGUAUCUGAUUAUGGACCAUUGCGGUGCAAAUUUGCGAGAUUUGAAGCAAGCCACUCCCAAGGGGCAGUUUAGCAUCGCUACAUCAUUAUGGAUAAUGGAACGAAUGGUGUCUGCUUUGCAGUUUAUGCAUUCUCAUGGUUUUUUGCACAGAGAUGUCAAGCCAGCUAACUUCUGCAUAGGAGACAAUGAAACACAUAAAUUAUAUUUGAUUGACUUUGGAAUGUGCAGAUGUUUUAUCAACACGGAUGGUUCUUACAAGAAACGAAAACCUUCGAGCCCAUUCCAUGGCACUGUUCGAUAUGCUUCAGUUAACACACACAACAAAAAGGAUCUUUGUCGAUGGGAUGACCUUUGGUCUGUGUACUACAUCACCAUUGAAAAUAUGGUAGGAGCAUUACCAUGGAGAUAUGUUACCGACAGAUGCAAGGUCGCUGAGAUGAAGAUCAAGUUCAAGUUCAAUACGUUACAAUACGGAGAUGAACCAUGUAUGCCUCAGCCACUAAGGAUUCUAGCUUACCAUUUACUGGAAUCUCGCCAAAAUCAAGACGCAAGUUUCUAUACCGCUCCUCCUUAUGGGCAUAUCAUUCGCGAAGUGGAGUACGAUUUGGACUUAAGGCACUUUUACAAGAAUUCCCCGCUUGAUUGGGAAACGCGACAGGAGUCGGUGAUUGGAGAAUGUUUCGAAGAAUGCGAAGCAUUACGCACUAGUUUACCUGUUGAACAGCCGCUCUAUGACUGUAAUGGAGAGCAGUCGGUCUAUUGCUUUUGAUAGUUCCUUUGUUUCUUAUUUGCAGUAUUUAUUGCAAAUUAUAAUAGUCACAUAAGAUGUCUGUCGGCAUGCAAGUUUCUCAGAAUUCUUUCUUGAAUUGCUCAUGUUAUGCAUUGUUGUUCUUUGAUUUCCCAUUGCCUUAAUCGACUUCUAAUUAUAGCCUCACACUGAAGGUAUACGAAC